AUGAAGACCUUCUGCAAUUGGUGCGCACCAUUCACGGAGCACGGCGUCAAUCUCUCCUGCUACGUGGCCGAUCAUCAGAAAGACCACCCGGCGGAGAACUUCCAGCCGGGUCCCUCUAAGCGUGUGGCGCUCGUGCGCCAUCGUCAGCUACUCGCCGUCGCUGCAGCAUACGGUGUUUCGGCUGGUAAUAGUCCGACAGGCACCGAGCUUAUCGGAAUCUUGAUUGACAAUGGAGUGUCUCUCACGCCAGAGCUCAGAGACACGAGUCACCAACCCCCAGGCCUGGAAUCGAUGCCCACGGAGAUCCUGCGAAAGAUCAUGUCUUACGUGGUUCUCAUCACCUACUGUACCGCGCCCCAGUAUCCUUACCCAGACUACACAGCUGUUUUACCGGGCAUCUUCGGCAAUUCCUCUCGGACAGCGUAUCAAAUUGAAUGGCCAGGCAGUAUCAAUCCAGCACGAGCUUCGCUAGCUUUACACGAGGCCGCACUUUCGACUCUGCUUCAGCACGACAUCAUUCGGUUCGAGAUUGGAGAUUGUUCGGAUUGGYGGGGACCAGAUCCCGCCAGAGAAAUGCUCCUCACAGGAAACAUCACCAUGCCUCGAGCAGGUUAUGUCAAGAAGAUCCAGCACGCGAGUCUUGAAUACACGGAUUUCGGCUUCUUCGAUGAAGGUCACCGCGGGCACUACCUUACCAGCACCCUCAUCCCACUUGCAAAUGUGUUGACAAUCUGCCCAAACCUGAAGACUCUCAAGCUGCGACUGUCUUGGCCUCUCGCGCGGCUCCACGACGCGUGGUUCAACGAUGAACCCACAUCAGAUGAGGAUCAUGAGAUCACAAAGGAAGACAUCCUAUCUGUCGCAUCCGAGCUCCAUGCCUUGCCGAUAGCGAGCGCCACUCUUGAUCUAGACUACCCGUGCCUGACCCGCGAGAUGUCUUUCAAGGUUGAUUGCUCCGCGGAAGAUUAUGAGGCUGCGUUCAUGGCGACAUACGACAAAUACUUCGCACCAUUGAACCCGGAGGAGAGCUUCAACACCUGGCGCGAGAGGGCUGCAUCGUACCUUCCCCCAAAGUAG
Molecule: messenger RNA, 1077 nt
Organism: Ramularia collo-cygni
Lineage: Eukaryota; Fungi; Ascomycota; Dothideomycetes; Mycosphaerellales; Mycosphaerellaceae
Exons: 2
Coding region: 1-1077 (358 amino acids)
Source: RefSeq, a predicted model, not a curated record